CCUGACACACGAGCAUGACAGUGUAUUAACACAGCACGACUAACUGACUCUCUCUUUCUCUCACACACACACGCCAACACGCAGCAUGAAGAAAAAUAGGACCGUGGUGAAAACAGAACCAUGCUCUGAAGAGCAGGUUGGAGGGGAAACGUCCUGCGUGGUGGAGCACCGGGACGAGCUCGUCGCCAAGUUCUCCGACCUCUACUGGAACGAGGACUUCAGCGACGUGGAGUUAGUCAUCAACGAGACGCAGAGGCUGAAGGCUCACCGGAUGGUCCUGGCCCUCGGUAGUGACGUCUUCCGCCAGAUGUUCUCUGGAGGUUCCUGGCGAGAGGCCGAGGAGAAGGAGGUGGCUCUGACCGAGGACGAGAGCUGCGUGGAGCACAUGGACGCUUUCCUCCAGUACUUCUACACCGGCACCAUAUCCAUCCAUGCUGAGAACCUCUUCCCUCUCCUGAUUCUGACGGAUAAGUACAACGUGAAGGCCCUGAGGCAGUGCUGCAAGCAGUUUGCCCUGCAGAACUUCAACGCGGGCUCCGUUGGGAGGGCGCUAGCCUGGUGGAGGAAUGCAGAGCGAUUGGGCUUCCAGGAGCUGGAGAGAGCCUGCCGUCGCUUCGUGACGCUCAACGGGCUCGUCCUUGCCGUCUCCUCCGAUUGGCUCUCCCUGGAGCUCGAGCGCCUGCUCGUUCUGCUGCAGAGUGACAACCUUCAGGUGGAGAAUGAGUUCCAGCUCUUCCACGCCGUCAAGCGCUGGCUCCUCCACAAUGAGGUCAAGGAGAAUGGAGUCUUGGAGAGAGUCCUGGAGCAUGUUCGCUUCCCGCUGAUGUCCCCCCUGGAGGUAUACAACGCCUCCUACACCGACAUGUUGCCGGCCUGUGUAAGGGACACGUUCCUGGCGGAGUCCGCCCUGACUUACAAGGUCAACUCUCUGCCCAUGGAAGCUAUCGGCCUUACCCACGACCUCCAAGCACCGCGAUUCUCCAUGAGAAUGUACACUUCUGCCAAUUUUGGCUGCUCUCGCAAGAUAGAGGGUUUCUACUCUGCUCAAUCACUAAGUACUGACUUCACUACAAUGCUCUUUCAGUCCAAAACCACAUGGAAGAUUUAUCCGAGAUUUAACUCGUCCUGGAUAUGCAGAAUUGAAGAGUGUAGCCUUCUUAAUGACGGGAACCAUGAACACCAGCUGUGUGUGCUAAUGUACAGAAACGUAGCCGACACCUGGCUAGCCUGCGAUUACGAGACGUAUCUCAUCCCUCACUACCAGGACGUGAAUCUGGAGGGGCUGUUUGAGAAGUUUGAGACAAACAAAUGCGUUCACAACAAUACACUCUUUGUGCAUCUAUUUGGAAAGACCCGUUGGGGAAAAUUUGCUGUGGAACUACCAUGAGGAGCAGCUACAGGUUUCAAUAGAAAAAAUUGUGCAAGUCGCUCAGGAUAAGAGUGUCCACUAAAUGCCUGUAUUGUAAUGUAAUGUCAAUGAAGGUUUUUCAUUAAAAAAUUGUAAUGAUAAUUGGGCAAAUGAUCACUGCAUACUUUUGGGACAAUUUCUUGUGGGACUAUAGUUGGAAUUUGAUUUAAACUAGUAAAGUCACAGCUUUUUGGAACUGCUCAAGGAUUCAGCAUGAAGGGGAAUUGCUCGCAUAUAUAUAUAUAUAUAUAUAUAUAUAUAGUUGAAGAAAUGCUUUUUUAUUUUUCACACUUUAUCAGUUGCUCUUGAAUGUAAAGCAAAUAAAUUAUGAGGUAUCAAAGCCUUACCUACCAGUCUCUACUGCAGUAGCUUCAGUCAGUGCCUUGACAACAUUGAGAACAGAAUGGCUGAGAACUUCUGCAUAAUUUCUCUUUCCUUUCUAGUUCCGUGUCACUGUGGGUAAACACAGUCUGUGUAAAUGUGUGAGCAAAUAUGUCUUCUCCUUCCCUGUUUGAAUUUCCGUACGUAUUUUUGUCAAUUUGUUCAGGAGAAAACGCUGACAGUGCAGAAUCAGUAGGCGUGUCUGCUAUACAGAAGGGAGUUUGCAUAGCUGGUUGUGGGGGAAGAGGCUUGGGUUCUGUUUUUUUUUUGACAGAGGGACCUGUUUAUUCAGCAGUUAUCCCUUUGAAGAUUCGUUUUAAAUAACUUUUUUCUUGGCCCUAACCUCUGUUUUUUCUUUAUGAAUUAUAACAUUACCCAAAAUAUGCUUGCUUUGAUUUCGAUAUUAAUAUAUUAAUAGGCCAAUGAGGAAUCAUCUCAUUUUCUUAUAAUGCCACCUGAUCUGCUUGGCUUGUUUAAUACAUGCAAAUAAUCAUUUCAAUAAACUUUUCACAUCAAUAUCAA
Molecule: messenger RNA, 2311 nt
Organism: Anguilla anguilla (European eel)
Lineage: Eukaryota; Metazoa; Chordata; Actinopteri; Anguilliformes; Anguillidae
Product: BTB/POZ domain-containing protein 17-like
Exons: 2
Coding region: 86-1387 (433 amino acids)
Molecular function (GO): protein binding
Source: RefSeq, a predicted model, not a curated record